UCUCUAGCCGCCAGCAAUGACUGUGGACCACGACAUCCCCCACAACCGCCUCGCCGCUCGUCCUCCUCCCCAAGAUGUGUCGCUCCGUCCAGACACUUCACCAGACAGCCCGUUGCAGCCUCCAUCCUAUGCUGGGCGCAGCAUUGGUCAGGUGUGUUUGAGCCUAGCAAAGAUGUUGGUAGGCAAAAACAAGCCAGCAGCCCCCUCCACGCCUGAAACAUCCAUCACCAGUGCUGUACUUUUCGUCAUCAACCACACGAUCUUGCUCCAGAUCUUUUUCCUCCUUUCCAUCUACAAAAGCAUCCAGUAUCUCUACCGCAAAGUGGCGUUGAAAUACCUUACCCUUGCAUACUACCCCAACAAGUCGCCGCAUGUGAUCCGUGACGACGUCAACAAGCUCACCAAGAUCCCCAAGAACAUCUCGUGCAUCUUGAACUUGAAGCACGAGGACGACGAGAACGGAGGCAUCGAUGGCUUGAUCAACCAGAUCAGCGAGAUCGCUGCGUGGUCCCUCUCCGCAGGAGUGCCCCAGCUCAGCAUCUACGAGUACACGGGACUCGUCAACCGCAAUCACGCUGCGUAUCUCCCCUUGUUGACCAAGGACUUGUCAAAGAACUUGGCCAACUACUUUGGAACCGCAUCCAUCCCCACCUACUCCAUCCGAAUCCCCCACAAGAAUAUCAUCACCUACAGUGCUCCUGGCACCACCAAGGUAGACCUCGAAAUCACUCUUCUCAGCCGCGUCGACGGUAAACCCACCAUCGUGGAGCUCACCAAGACCAUGAGCGACUUGGCCAUCAACAACGAGUUGUCAGUCAACGACAUCAGCAUUGACUUGAUUGACGAGGAGCUCGUCGAGCUUGUGGGUCCGGAGCCCGACCUCGUGGUGUGCUUUGCCCCUUAUCUCGAUCUCCAGGAUUACCCUCCGUGGCACAUCCGCUUGUCGGAGAUCUACUGGGAGCAGGACAACAAGGACGUAAACUAUGCGGUAUUUAUCCGGGCCUUGAAGCUGUACGCCCAUUGUAAAAUCAACGUGGGGAAGUAAUCCACGAUUACUAGCUUGGGAUGAUCAAUAAAGUGAUAAACAGAAUUAUAGCUGGUUUGGAGAUAUUCGAUUCCACGAUAUAGGUGGAUAAUGUUGCUAGUACGUCGUUACAGGUCCAUUCAACUCGCUGCAUCAAUAUUGCUAAAGCGCAUACAUUGCCAGUCAACUCAUACCACACCCAUUCGUCUUGAGCAUUCUAAUUACAUACCUCCAAUACUGAAACAGUGCCUCUUAUUGCUGCAUGUUUCUUUCCAGGAGGCUUUAACUAAUUUAAUGAAAUCCUAAUACCUUCACAGCUUGUAGAUCUAGUAAUUUAUAACUAGUUUAAUUAAUU
Messenger RNA from Suhomyces tanzawaensis NRRL Y-17324, 1379 nucleotides. Its product is annotated as ditrans,polycis-polyprenyl diphosphate synthase. The record is from RefSeq and is a predicted model, not a curated record. Lineage: Eukaryota; Fungi; Ascomycota; Pichiomycetes; Serinales; Debaryomycetaceae. Bases 17 to 1045 code for a protein of 342 amino acids. The transcript has a single exon. Gene Ontology annotation, cellular component: dehydrodolichyl diphosphate synthase complex; endoplasmic reticulum membrane. Gene Ontology annotation, molecular function: ditrans,polycis-polyprenyl diphosphate synthase [(2E,6E)-farnesyl diphosphate specific] activity.